AUGGACGACAGACCUGACGACUCACAAAUCAAUCCUGGAGGACAGACCCCAACAAUGUCAACAAUUCCCACGAUUCCCAUUACUUUCGAUGCAUUUCCCGUUCUCCAGACCUUGUUUUUUAUGUCUCCCUUAUCGAACCCUGCUGUGGCGACGGCGCUGAACGUUCUUACUUCUCAGGUAUCCUCCAAAUGA
This is a messenger RNA of Pyricularia pennisetigena, 192 nucleotides long. RefSeq lists its product as uncharacterized. The transcript has a single exon. Bases 1 to 192 code for a protein of 63 amino acids. NCBI's taxonomy places the organism in Eukaryota, Fungi, Ascomycota, Sordariomycetes, Magnaporthales, Pyriculariaceae. The record is from RefSeq and is a predicted model, not a curated record.